UCCUAUAACUCUACACACAAAUCUGUUUGGGUUUUUCUGCACCAAUUUACUUAUUUUAACAAGGGUUUAAUUCUUUCAAGCUUAUAAACCAUGAAGGUUCAUCCAGUAACAAGUAACGUUUUGUCUCCGGCGAACGGCUCAGUUUGCCGGAAAAAGAAGCUCCGGAGACUACCUCAUAUUUUUGCCAAGGUUCUAGAACUUCCCUUUCAUUCCGAUUCUGAUGUUUCAAUCCACGAAACGCCCGAUUCGUUGCGAUUCGUCAUCCCAACUGAUGAUAUCGGCGAUAAUAUUAGGGCUCACAUAGUUGAGAUCUAUCCGGGUGUUACUAAGAUUGUUAUCCGAGCUGAUAACGUUUUUGAUUCGUCUUUGUCUGGAUUGGACCUCGACUUGUGGCGGUUUCGGCUUCCCGCGGCAACUGUGCCGGAACUGGCUAGUGCCCGUUUUAGUGACGGUGAGUUGGUGGUCACGGUGCCCAAAGGGGCGGAUGACGACGGUGAUAUCGUCGGAGCAGGUCGUUUUGUUCUUGUACUAUAAUCCUCUUUUGUCUCACUCGAUUGUUUUUCAAGUUUUAAUUUUUUUUAUUUGCUUUAGUUAAUUGUGGCUCGUCCUGUCAAUGGGAUAUAAUUUGAACUAUCUAAUGUUUGAAUUGAAUGUUCGUAUCGCAUAAGCUUCUCUUUAGAUGUAUGUAUAUAUGAUCAUAGUUUUUGGGGGGUUUCAA
This is a messenger RNA of Solanum verrucosum, 718 nucleotides long. RefSeq lists its product as uncharacterized. The record is from RefSeq and is a predicted model, not a curated record. Bases 91 to 534 code for a protein of 147 amino acids. The transcript has a single exon. NCBI's taxonomy places the organism in Eukaryota, Viridiplantae, Streptophyta, Magnoliopsida, Solanales, Solanaceae.